Ciona intestinalis (vase tunicate) is the source of this 4087-nucleotide messenger RNA. RefSeq lists its product as uncharacterized. Gene Ontology annotation, biological process: mitochondrial calcium ion homeostasis. The record is from RefSeq and is a predicted model, not a curated record. Gene Ontology annotation, cellular component: mitochondria-associated endoplasmic reticulum membrane contact site. Gene Ontology annotation, molecular function: lipid binding; protein binding. NCBI's taxonomy places the organism in Eukaryota, Metazoa, Chordata, Ascidiacea, Phlebobranchia, Cionidae.
UAGCUGGAAACAUCCAUGUCAGUCUAUAAAGUGGUGCUAGUGAGGAAUCUUCGCUCCACUUUAUUUACCAACCCCUAACACUUUCCGCCAGCCUAAUCUGUAUUGGAGGAUUCUUCACCAGUGCCUAUAAAGUUAACAUAUGUUAUUCGCUAACCCUUAACCACCAACCUCCAACACAUUCCAUUAUAUACCCUAAUCUGUAGCGUAACGGAGGAUUCUCCUAGUGUUUAGUUUUAUUACAUAUAAUGAAAAACUCUGGUAUAUUUUUUGCAGUAUAGACAUUAUAGUGGUUAUUUACCAUACUGUGAAAAAUAUUUAUUCAAUGGAUAAAAUGUGAAGCUACGAGACUUGCACGAAAUAACCAACGUUAUUGUUGAAACUUGUGUUCAAAAUGGGCGGCUUAAUAUCUCUUAUUACGAACGUAACUGAUGCUGUACAAUAUCUCAGUGCAAUAACAAUUUCAUUCAUUCUCGGGGCUUUGACAGUUGUUGCUGUUGUUAUGUAUCUUCUGCAUGAAUACACAAAGUCCAUUGCACCGCCUAAAAAGCCUAAGUUGUUCAAAAAAUUAAGCGUUGGCCGCUUGUUGCAUGAGAACUUGAACUCCGGGGGAGAUGAGCAUUGUUCGGAGACAUGUAGGUUUCUAAAUAUGAUCAUUUUCUUCGUUUUCAACGAAUGGAGAAACUCAAUGGACCUACACAAGUGGGUGUUAAAGAAAAUCAAUGUGGAGCUGAUGGAGUUAAUGGAAACAAAAGCUGCUAGCCGGUUUUUACAGUCGCUUAAAAUCCAUGACAUAGAACUUGGGAGUAAUUUGCCGAUAAUACACGGUGUAACUAUGGAUGAUCCAAAGUGUCAGAUAAAUGGACCAUUACCGGACAAUGUAACCAUAGAUAUUGAUAUUGAAUAUGACGGAAAUCUCCGUCUAGCUGUGGACGUGGAUUUAGUGUUCGGUAAAACUGCAUUUGUUUCGCUUCGGAUUAAAUAUUUAAAGGGGAGCAUUCGACUUCAAUUUUCACGAUUCCCAUGUGCGCAUUGGUCAGUAUGUUUUGUGGAGGAACCAGACAUUAAGUUUGACGUUGAUACAAGUUUUGAGACGAAGCAACUUCCCCAACUUGGGUCUUUAAUUGUGAACCAGAUUCGACGAACAAUUAAAAAGAAACACACCUUUCCACAUUAUAAACUACGGUACAACCCAGUCUUUUCGUUCCAGCACGUCAAGCAUCAUUCUGAGGAGGAAGUAAGUGAAGUCCAUGUAAAUCUGACAGCUGUUGAAGUAAUUAUAGCUGCAUGUACAAGACUGCUUAUUCCUGUAAAAGACGGAAAAGAUCCAAACUCUCAAACUGUUGUUUUCGCGACAUUGUCGCUUGAUGAGGUAUCCUGUGAGAAUACGCCCUUGUUAAAUGAGGAAAAAAUAGAAAGAAGUUUUUUUGGUUCGCCACAAAAAGAGAAACGAGAUGUGAGUUCUGAAGUUAAAGCAAACGGGAUAAACUUAGAGCCUAAAAAACUUUUUCAAACUUUUACAAAUGGUUCAGCAAGUACAAGUGAAAAGCUUAGCACAACACAUGAAACUUUGAAGGCAAGCACGUCUAACCUUUCAGACUUUAAGCCAAUAGGAGUUACAACUCCUAAGCGAAAAAGCAAUUUAAAAAAGGUUGUUCCGUCAACUCUUUCCUACUUAAUGGUGACGCGUAAUUUUAGUGCUACAUUACACGAAUUGCCUUUCACCAAACCAGACGGUGAAACAGUGACUGCUGUUCAUGUUAAAUCACUCACGGAAAACGCGUCGAUAUUUAGACAGUCUGGAAUUCAUACUGGAGAUAAAAUUCUCGAGAUAAACGGGAAUUCUAUCUCGUCAUUAAGCCAAGCUGUAGCGGUGAUUGAGAGCAUUAGAAACAAGAAAGAAAGAUUUCGUUUUAAAGUUCAAAGGGUCCGAUCUUAUAGUAAAAUGUCAAAUAGUAGCACAGUGGAUCUGGAUUCAUCUUGUGAUAGGUUUACUAAUAAAGGAAGCUUCUUAACUGAAGAAAUGACGAAUGAUAGCCUUCAUAGUGAUGAAGACACUGAAUCAGAUUACUCUGAUCUUGACUCUGAAGAGUACAGGGAGCUGCUUAAAAUUGAGGAGAAUGUAUUAAAACCAAAGACCCCAGAUCUCCCACCUCCAGUUGUGGAGGACCUGAUUCGUUCUCCCAAAACUCCAGGGAUUGAUUUAUCAGUUAAAGAGGUUGCUCCUGCUCCAAGUACUUCAUCUCUAAGAGCAUCUUUUUCUACAGACCGAGAAUCAAAUUCAGAAAAACUAAAUUUUGCCAAAGUAACUAAAACUUCCGUUAUUUCAAAGACCACACUCUGCCCUACCGGAAGCAACGAAUACACAUGGAAAAAUGAAAAAUUUAAACUGCCUGUCACAACCGAACAUAAGUACCUCAAUAUACGGUUUUGGUUUGCUUCGAAAAACCAGCCAAUGGCGAAUUAUACGCAGCCAAAGCUUAUGGGAAAUCUAGCCAUUCCAUUAUUCGAGCUUGAAAUGCAUUGUCGAUUGGUAACGUCACAGAAAUUCACACGACUUUAUAAAAUUUCACCGCCUUUGAAGUCAUUGCUUGAGUUCCGCGGCAGAGUGAAUGAGAAUUUUCGACACAGAAGCGGUUUUCGACUUGAGUAUUGUUUUGGAGACGCUACAAUCAUAACUAAAGUAGAGGCCCCCGUUUUGUAACUUUAAACUUGUUUAUAAUUGCUCUGUAUUAUCUUUAAAAUAAAUACCAUACUAGAAUAGUAGAAUACCAAAUUACCAAGGCAAAAGUCCUAAUUUAAAUUAAAGGUCAAAUUUCAUGUUUAAUUUGGCAUACAUGCUUUGUGACUUAUAGCACACAUUUUAAUGCUAUAUAUAGAGAGAAUUAUGAAUGCUAUUAAUGACCAAGUAACACUAUGUUUCUAUAAAUAGUGCAACAAAAUUAGAAAAUUGGAUUAAUAUAGUAAUUAGUAAUAACAUCUGCGGACCAAAGUAAAAUACUUAAACUAGAUUUAGUUUAAUAUAUAUAUAUAUAUAUAUAUAUAAUACGUCCCAGCUUUUACUCUUCAAUUUUGCAUUUGCUCUUUCAUGUUUACAUCAUGUACAGUUUUUCAUUUUAAAUCUUACUCUUUUCUGCCAAUAUGAAAAUUACUUUUAUAUUUUUUCCGUGCAGUAAAUAUAAAACCCAGGGUUAUUUAGUUUGUACAUUAAUUGUAGUUGUGCAAAUAUCUUCACUUUUAUCAUCAAUUUCUUCAUUGCUUUUUCUUACAUGCCUUCCAGUGCAAUUUUACCCAAUUAUAAUUUAUUUAACAAUUCUACAACAGCAGAGUUAUUUACUUUAGAUAUAUCUUCAGUUGUAUCCUGUUUUAAUUAAAAUGUAUUUUAAUUGAAUAUAAAAAGUUUAAUGGCAUUUUUGGAUAAAAUUAAAACUAUUCUCAGGGUAAAACCAAUUAAUAUUUAUACUUUGCAUUCAAAUAGUUUUGGAUAUUUUCUUUUGUAAUUUUAUCUUUUUUGAAAGUUUUUUUAUUAAGGAAGUUUGGUAUUGUAUCAUUAGGGUUCCCACUGCUUAGCAGUUGUUUAAAAUUGUUUUAUAAUCAUGUUCUAGUCUUCCAUUCUGUAUUUGCGCAAACAAAUGACACAUGAUGUAUUUUAUGAAUAACUGAUUCAUUGUUUAAUGUUUCAUGCCCAUUUUUCUCAUAAUGCAUUUCUAUCUUCUUUGCCACAUUUUCUUCCGUCUAUUUUUAUAUUUUAAGCCAUACAAUGCAAGGAAAAGCAUGCAAGUUUCAAUAUAGUAGGAUGGGUGAAGAUGGGACACCUUUUCAUUCUAUUUUCUCGUCCCAUUUGGUAGUAAACAAAGAACAUUCAAAGAAUUAUAAAAAUCGUAUACUCACGAAUCCCAUAGACCGUUGUUAAUUGUUUAAAACACGAUCAGAAUAUUUGGAUAUUAUGUGUUAAAGGUGUCCAAUCUUACCUCACCCUACUAUAUGUUAUCUACAUUGGUUACAUUAUACUAUACAAGGUUUAUUGGCUGAUUCAUACCAUGAUACUGUCCUAUUACUCAUUGGUGUUUUUCACACAUUAUUUAUUGCA